AUUUAAUUAUCCCGGGGCCUUGAGGUCAUUUUUGAAUUUGCCGCCAUGCCCGCGCUCGACGAGAACUCUCGGACGAUAACAAGUUGGAGGUCAUCCAUAACCUCCAAUGCCUCCUGACCUUUGGCAAGUUGCCACGUGGCUCCAUCCAAGCCACUGCGACCCGGCUUGGAAUCAACCGCAAGACAGUUUCGUCCAUCUGGAAUGGGUUCAUCACUCAGGGCUCCUCGCCAUAAAAAAAGGCGGGCCGAGUCGGGCGCAAGUUGCACUAUACGCCGGACCACGUCACUCAACUCGUUCAAGCCGUACCGCAAGAGCAGCGCACAACGAUGCGAGACAUCUCCGUCGCCACGGGACUCUCGUUCGGAACAAUCUGCUGCAACCUCAAGGCCGGGACGCUGCAACGUCGCUCUUCACGAUUGAAACCAAUGUUGACCGAUGCCAACACAGCCGAACGCGUUGGAAUUUGUCGCUCGCAUGUCCGCUGGAUCGCGGCUACCUCGCUCGCGUGGCUAUGGCAGCACCCUCGUGGAAUUGCCAUUUUCGGACAUAAUCGACAUCGUACAUCUUGACGAGAAGUGGUUCAAUGCGGACAAGGAUCGCCGAAAGGUUUACCUCACGAAAGGCGAAACUCCAAAAGGCCGCGCCUGCAAGAGCAAGAGGUUUAUUCCGAAGUUCAUGUUCCUUGCAGCCGUGGCGCGCCCUCAGUUCGAUGCGGAUGGAAAUCUUGACUUCGAGGGCAAGAUUGGGAUGUGGCAGUUCAUCACGAUGAUGCCCGCGGCGCGUUCAUCCCGCAAUCGUUCAGGCGGAACGUUGGUGGCUACGCUGGUUAAUGUCGAUCCUGCAGUGUACCAGGACUUUGUGCUCAAUCUCGUCUUACCUGCCAUCAAGGCCAAAAUGCCCAGUGUCUCCAAGCGCGUGAUGUUGCAGCAGGACAACGCGACGCCACACAUGUCCAUCUGCGACGCUGUUCUGCAGGCCGUGACGCAUGACGAGUGGAUAUUUACUGUUCGACGACAUCCGCCUUACAGCCCGGACUUGAACGUCCUAGAUCUUAGCUUCUUUGCCUCGAUUCAAGCGCUACAGUACAAGUCCGUGAGUCGCACGGUCGACGAUGGCAUUCGCGCAACUUUGGCUGCAUACGACGAGCUCAGUGUAGAGAAGCUUGAUAAUGUCUUUCUCACCUUCCAGGCGGUCAUGCGCCUUGUGCUAGAGCACAACGGGGACAAUCAGUUUCGCUUGCCGCACAUGAACAAGGCUGCCAUGAGACGUACCGGUACGCUCAUGGCCAAUGUGAUAUGCCCUGUGUCGCUUCUGCAAUGA
This is a messenger RNA of Aphanomyces astaci, 1320 nucleotides long. RefSeq lists its product as hypothetical. The transcript has a single exon. The record is from RefSeq and is a predicted model, not a curated record. NCBI's taxonomy places the organism in Eukaryota, Oomycota, Saprolegniomycetes, Saprolegniales, Verrucalvaceae. Gene Ontology annotation, molecular function: nucleic acid binding. The coding region runs from base 436 to 1320 and encodes 294 amino acids.